Molecule: messenger RNA, 2793 nt
Organism: Triticum urartu
Lineage: Eukaryota; Viridiplantae; Streptophyta; Magnoliopsida; Poales; Poaceae
Source: RefSeq, a predicted model, not a curated record
AUGGGCAUCUUCCCGAUGAUGUUCUAUCUGUUGGUACUUGGGUUACUAGGACAGCCAACGGCUCUAGCAUCUGGAGUUGUAACAAGCCAGCAGAGCCCUGAGGGGAACUGGGCGCAACCAUCACGUGCCGGUGGCACACUCGCUGGUUGCCCAACGAGCUGCGGCAACCUGAGCUUCGCCUAUCCCUUCGGCAUCGGAUCCAGGUGCUCCCGUGGGCCUGACUUCAACCUCAUUUGCAACGACACCGCUCAGCCCCCCAAGCUCUUCUUGCAUGACGGCAUCACCGAGGUGAUCAAACUCGACAAUCUUCUUUCUGUUUAUAACACUAUCCAUGCCUCCUUCUUGCAUACCAUCCACAUGGAAUCUGGUGUCAGUGUGUACAACUAUUCUUUGAAACCACCUGGGGGUUCCUUCUCUCUUGAAUGCAUUGUUCUAAACAUUACCAGCUGUGACAUGGAGGUAUACUCUGUCGUAGACAAUGCCACCACGUUGAAAUGCCGCACUGCAUGUCUGGAUCCAAGAACCCCAGAGAUGGUAGCUAUGCACAACUGUAAAAAUACAUUCGGAUGCUGUCGUAUUAAAGGCUACGGUAGCGUCAGUUUUCAGUUCAAAUUUGGCUCAAACCACGGCCAAAGCAACAUUGAUGCACGCUCUAACCAGACCUCUCAACUGUGGGAUAGAAUCAGCAUAACUAAUGAUGGGCUGAGUGGCUUUCAGCUAUCGUGGCAGAUAGUUGACAAAUCCAACUGUGUUGCUGCCAAGCAAAACAGGACAGACUAUGCCUGUAUCAGCGAGUAUGCCGAGUGCACUGAUAGCGCAACCGAUUUCUGCAUCAAAGAUGCCGCGUGCAUAAUUGGCCCAAGCUAUGGCUACACCUGCAAGUGUAGGACUGCCUAUACAGGCAACCCCUACAUUGUAGAUGGUUGCUCCAACGAUAGAGGGUAUAAUCCAACUCCGACCAGGGCAAAUUGUACACGUCGGUGUGGUAACACUAGUGUGCAAUUCCCCUUCGGCUUAGAGGAGGGUUGCUUUGCCAGGAAAGAGUUUCACCUCAACUGCACAAAUACGACAUCAUCAGCUGCCCUGGUCAUGUUCGAGAACAAUCAGGUUACUGACGUAAAUGUUGAUGAAGGGACCAUUAAUGGCACCAUUCUGGACCAACAAUCGGGGAAUUCCCUGUUGUUUGUAUUAUAUUCUAAUGGUCUUUUUUCUACACAUGGGUUAUUUUUCUCUCUGAAUUGGGUUGCUGCUAAUCUGAGUUGUGCAGAGGCCCAACAGAAUAGAUCUGGAUAUGCUUGUGUGAGUACGAACAGCAAGUGUAUGAAAGUAACAACUGAAGGGGUCUAUGCUGGUUACCGCUGUAAAUGCUCAGAUGGCUUCCAAGGAAAUCCAUACAUCAAAACCGGUUGUCAAGACAUCAAUGAAUGCCUUCAACGGGACAGUUGUGAAGGGAUCUGCCAUAAUACCGUAGGAAGCUUCUAUUGUACUAAAUGUCCUCGCAAGACUGAGUAUGAUCCAUUAAAGAUGCAGUGUACUAGAACAAAACCACAGCCUCUGCUCUUAGGUAUAAUUAUUGGGCUGUCAUGUGGUUUCGGCGUUCUACUUCUGAGCUUCAGUGCAGUAUUUUUCACUCGUAGGUGGAAAAAGAAUGUUCAAAAGCAACUACGGAAGAACUAUUUCAGAAAGAACCAAGGUCUUCUCCUAGAAACAUUGAUAUCAUCUGAUGAAACUGCAAAUGAUAAUACAAAGAUUUUCUCGUUAGAAGAGCUAGAGAAGGCAACAAACAACUUUGAUCCUGCACGUAUCAUCGGACGUGGGGGGCAUGGCAUGGUUUACAAAGGCAUAUUGUCUGAUCAGCGUGUUGUUGCAGUAAAAAAGUCUAAGGUCAUUGAGCAGUCUGAGAUCAGUCAAUUCAUCAAUGAGGUUGCAGUCCUCACUCAGAUAAACCACAGAAAUAUUGUGAAGCUCUUUGGAUGUUGUCUCGAAACCGAGGUUCCACUGCUAGUGUAUGAUUAUGUAUCUAGUGGUUCACUAUCUGAAGUUCUUCAUGCAGAUACAAGUAAUGAUUUUUUUCUGUCUUGGGUUGAUUACUUAAGGAUUGCCCUGGAAACAGCAGGAGCUUUAUCUUAUCUCCAUUCUUCAGCUUCAAUAUCAAUUUUCCAUCGUGAUGUGAAGUCCUCAAAUAUACUCUUGGAUGUGAAUCACACAACUAAAGUGUCAGAUUUUGGUGCAUCCAGACUGGUUCCGAUUAAUCAAACACACAUUGUCACGAAUGUGCAAGGUACAUUUGGAUACUUAGAUCCAGAGUAUUUCCAUACCCGACAGCUGAACGGAAAGAGCGAUGUGUACAGUUUUGGUGUGGUACUAGUGGAGUUGCUUCUUAGAAAGAAGCCUGUUUUUACAAGUGAAUCAGGCACCAUCAUGGGCCUGUCAAGCUAUUUUCUCCAGGAGUUCAGUGAGGGGAGAGUCAUGGGUAUUGUUAGUUCACAGGUCCUGGAGGAGGCAACUGAGGAAGAGAUCAACGGUGUCGCCUCUCUUGCAGAGCGAUGCUUAAGACUGCAUGGUGAAGAAAGACCGACCAUGAAACAGGUGGAGACGGAACUACAGGCUCUACGGGCAAAACAGUCAGAUCCGAGGAAUGAAGAGCAGAUGCAACCAAGGUCAUUAACUCAAAGAACUAGAGCUGCUUGCCAAUCUUCUGCAGCGGGAUUGGGUGAGAGAGCCGACGUGCAGUCAGGAGGCUGUUAUAGCUUGGAGGUAGAGUUCAUGGCAUCUGCUAGCCUUCCACGCUAG